AGAAAUGUUGACUAUUUGAUACAUUUUAUACUUAACCUCAAAAGUAGUUUAGUAUAUAAUUUCAUGUGUAAAAAUUAUUAUAAAAAGUGACAUCGUAUAUAUUACAGUAAAAUAAGUUUGAUAAAAUAAUUAAUAUUCAUAUAUUUAAUUGAUUUGAUUAAUUUAAAAAAUAUGUUGAAAAUAAAUGAGAAUCAAAUUUUUGCAAUUGGCCAUAUCUUAAACGAUCAAAAUCGACCAUUAAAAGAAAGAUUUCGUGCUUUAUUUACUUUAAAAAAUAUUGGUGGAGCAGAAGCUAUUCAACAAAUUCAUAAUUGUUUUAAAGAUGAAUCAGCUCUAUUAAAGCAUGAACUUGCAUAUUGUCUUGGUCAAAUGCAAGAUUCUCGUGCUAUACCAGUUCUUAUAGAAAUAUUAAAAGAUACUACACAAGAACCAAUGGUUCGCCAUGAAGCAGGUGAAGCUUUAGGUGCAAUUGGAGAUUCAAUUGUAAUACCUAUAUUGGAAGAAUAUAGCAAAGAUUGUGUACUAGAAGUUGCAGAAACAUGUCAAUUGGCAUUAUCUCGUAUACAAUGGUUAAAAUCAAAUAGUAAUUCAAUUAAUUUGCAAAAAAGUCCUUAUAUGUCAGUGGAUCCAGCACCACCAACAAAUAUUACUGAUAUUAAAAAAUUAAAAGAAAUUCUUUUAGAUGAAAAUAUUUCUUUAUUUGAAAGAUAUAGAGCCAUGUUUUCCUUGAGAAAUAUAAAUACUUCAGAAAGUAUUCUUGCUCUUAGUGAAGGUCUGAAAGUAGGAAGUGCUUUGUUCAAACAUGAGAUAGCUUUUGUUCUUGGACAACUUCAGAAAGAGAUAGCUAUCCCACAUUUGGAAGCUUCCUUAAAAAAUACAGAAGAAAAUGAAAUGGUGCGACACGAAUGUGCAGAAGCAUUAGGUUCCAUUGCUACUCAAGAUUGUUUUGAUAUUUUAAACAAGUAUUUAAAUGAUAAUAAGAGAGUUGUAAGAGAAAGUUGUAUAAUUGCAUUGGAUAUGUGCGAGUAUGAAAAUAGUUCGGAAUUUCAAUAUGCUAAUACAUUAGGAAAAGUUAUGGUUUAAAAUUGUAUUUUAUAUUUAUUUCAUUGUAAAUAAAUAAAAGUUUAUUCAU
Molecule: messenger RNA, 1132 nt
Organism: Apis florea (little honeybee)
Lineage: Eukaryota; Metazoa; Arthropoda; Insecta; Hymenoptera; Apidae
Gene: nero
Product: deoxyhypusine hydroxylase nero
Biological process (GO): peptidyl-hypusine biosynthetic process
Molecular function (GO): deoxyhypusine monooxygenase activity
Source: RefSeq, a predicted model, not a curated record